Molecule: messenger RNA, 542 nt
Organism: Magallana angulata
Lineage: Eukaryota; Metazoa; Mollusca; Bivalvia; Ostreida; Ostreidae
Product: nuclear receptor 2C2-associated protein-like
Exons: 4
Coding region: 120-542 (140 amino acids)
Source: RefSeq, a predicted model, not a curated record
UGAUAUAUUGGAGAAAAGGUUAUUGAAACUGACGACCGCAUUACUAUUUAUUGAUCGAGGUUUCCUGCGCGUUUGAAUUUUGUUUACUAACGUUACUGCAUCAGGAUUCUACGCAGAACAUGUCAGGCUGUUUAACUAACAAAGACUCCGGUUUAAGAGUGAGUUCAGUACUUAGGAGAGCAAUCAAAGAGUUUGGACCAAAACAUUUAGUUGAUGAGAAAGAAGAUACUUGCUGGAAUUCAGAUCAGGGAUCUCCACAAUGGAUUGAGGUCAACUUGGACUCAUUGUCUAACAUAGAGGAAAUUCAAAUCCGAUUCCAGGGUGGGUUUGCAGGGAAGGACUGCUGUCUACAGAUGACAGAUGAAAAUAAUGCAAAUCAUCACAUCAUGGACUUCUAUCCAGAGGAUGUCAACUCUUUACAAAGCUUCAAACUACCCAAAGUUGCAUCCCUGAAGAAAUUUAAAAUAAUAUUUAAUAAUAGUACAGAUUUUUUUGGGAGAAUAACAAUAUAUGAAUUAAAGGUUCUUGGAGCUCCAAUAUAA